This is a messenger RNA of Kuraishia capsulata CBS 1993, 366 nucleotides long. RefSeq lists its product as uncharacterized. The transcript has a single exon. The coding region runs from base 1 to 366 and encodes 121 amino acids. NCBI's taxonomy places the organism in Eukaryota, Fungi, Ascomycota, Pichiomycetes, Pichiales, Pichiaceae. The record is from RefSeq and is a predicted model, not a curated record.
AUGAACCGGCAUCGGCUUGCUCAAAGUGGUGCUAGAGAAGUUAGUAACAGGUACUUGAAGUCGGUUUUGCAACAUCAUCGAGAGAACGGCGCCAGGAGCGAAGUUGUGGCAGAUCACCAGCUGAAAAAUUUCAAAAUUUCAACACAAGACUUCAUCUCCACAACAAGGCCGUCAGAAGCUGGAAAAUUGAACCCCAAAAAGACACUACAAAUCUCUUGUUUCUCAAACAAAAACUGGCGAAAACUGCUGGGAAGCACACCGAGCGUUUAUUUCGCCAUUAGGGUCUCGAUGAGACUUUGGUCUUUGGUCAUCCUCUUCUGUGGCUCAAACUCGCUGUCGUCUUUCCUCAAAGCAUGGAAAAAAUAG